Populus nigra (black poplar) is the source of this 1223-nucleotide messenger RNA. RefSeq names its product protein DMR6-LIKE OXYGENASE 2-like. The record is from RefSeq and is a predicted model, not a curated record. The coding region runs from base 78 to 1085 and encodes 335 amino acids. The transcript is spliced from 4 exons. NCBI's taxonomy places the organism in Eukaryota, Viridiplantae, Streptophyta, Magnoliopsida, Malpighiales, Salicaceae.
CUGAGCAACACACCAUCGAACCUACAAGAGAUAGAUUUAAGAGAAGUGUGCCAUCAAUUUAGUUGUAGCCACUAGCCAUGUCUGCCAUGGAGUCUCAACUUGCUGACGAUGAACUAGCUGCAUCUGGGGGAGCUGAGAUAUCAGAUGGCUUCAUCCCUCUCAUUAUUGACAUGGAGGAACUUCAAGGUCCUCGCCGCUCUGAGAUUGUCCAACAAAUUGGCCAUGCAUGCCAACACUAUAGUUUCUUUCUGGUGAAGAACCAUGGAAUUUCAGAGAAGAAUAUGAACAAUAUAUUGGGGACAACAAGGGAAUUCUUCAAACUUCCAGAACAAGAAAAGUUGAAGUUCUGCACUAAUGACCCUAACAAAAGCAUCAAGCUUUUUAUGGGUUUUAAAGAUGAGAUCCAAAAUGUCUUUAUCGCGAGGGAAUCCUUAAGAUUUAGCACUUACCCUUUUGAAGAUUAUGUGAAUGGAUGGCCUGCAAACCCUCCUUCAUUGAGGAAGGAUGUUAUGGAGUAUUGUACAAGUGUUAAAAGGGUGGAAUUUGCACUUCUUGAGGCCAUGUCUGAGAGCUUAGGAUUGGAAAAGGAUUAUAUAGACAAGAUGUUAUACAACCAUGGACAAAAAAUAUCAAUGAACUAUUAUCCAAUUUGUCAAGAACAAGAUCUAGAGUUUACUCGUGGAGUGAGACCUCAUACAGACCCAACUAUAAUCACUAUUCUGCUGCAAGACAAUGUGCCUGGAUUUAAGGUUCUCAACAAUGGCAAAUGGGUGGACGUUGGUCAUAUCCCGAACACCUUGGUUAUUCAUGUUGGAGACCUACUACAGGUAAUUAGUAAUUACCGUUACAAGAGUUUGCACCACCAAGUUUUUAUUAAUUGUGAGAGAGAGCGUGUAUCUGUUGCCAGCUAUUGCUAUCCAUCAUCCGAUACCACAAUAGGGCCUGCUAUGGAAUUGAUAGACAAUGAUCAUCCAGCAAUCUACAGAAAUUUUACGUAUACAGAAUUUUAUGAAGAAAUGUGGCGAGCAGUAGUGCAGCAUGCAACUGACAAGCGUUUGGACACCUUCAAGUCUUCUGUUGCCUGAUCGUUCUUUCUGCUUUGUUCCUUCUUUUGAGUUGUUUAGGAUGGGAUAUAAUAAGGGGGGGAAUGGCUGCUUUUGGCUCCUUGCUAUAUUGUUUGGUGAAAUGAAACACAUAAUAAUAAGUUGAUGAAUUUCAAAGUA